ACUUGGACCUCAUUCACUUACUCGAAGCGACCAUGGAGGUUCAUCUAAAACCUCUAUGCAGCUCAACAGCUGUCUUAUCCCCCAAAGCUUCCAAUACUAGACUACCACAGUUACCACGCAAGUCCACUUCCUCUUGUGCUUCUCGUAUAUCCUACAAUUUACCUUUCUCCACUACGCUUUCCACACCUUCUAGAUUCUCUCCUUCUGAAAGAUUCGAUUUUGAUGGCUGUAUGGUGGUUUUCGAAAUUUUAUUUGCGACACCGGAGAGUAGUCAAGUAAGCGCGGAAGUCAACACCAACGAAAGAGAAUGGGCGAUGCAAGAUUUCUAUACAUUGAGAAGGGAGGUAGAAAUUGCGGCAGGACGUGUUGAAGAGAUAAGAGCUUCCGCUUGUCUGGAACAGUUGGAAAAAGAAGUUGCCGAGUUGGAAUCCGAAGCAGCUGAUAGCUCCUUUUGGGAUGAUCGAGCUAAGGCUCAAGAGAACCUUUUGGCCCUCACUGAUGUCAAAGACAGAAUAAAAUCGCUUACUCACUUCAAAACACAGGUUGAAGAUGCAGAAACAAUAGUCAAGCUAACUGAAGAGAUGGACUCCACAGAUAAUGCACUUCUUGAAGAGGCUGCCAGUAUCAUCAAGGAAUUGAACAAGGGAAUGGAUCGGUUUGAGUUAACUCAACUUCUUUCAGGGCCUUAUGACAAAGAAGGUGCUGUUAUUUCUGUUACAGCCGGUGCUGGAGGCACUGACGCACAGGAUUGGGCUGAAAUGUUACUCAGGAUGUAUAUGAGGUGGGGAGAAAAGCAGAGAUACAAAACUCGAGUGGUUGAGAGAUCCCCAGGAGAGGAAGCUGGAAUUAAGUCGGCGACACUCGAAGUUGAAGGUCGUUAUGCUUAUGGUUAUUUGUCUGGGGAGAAAGGCACACACCGCAUUGUACGACAGUCUCCUUUUAAUGCCAAAGGUCUUCGCCAGACAAGCUUCUCUGGUGUGGAAGUGAUGCCUCUCCUACCUGAGGAAUCACUGAAAGUUGAAAUACCUGAAGAAGACCUGGAGAUAACCACUUCAAGGGCAGGUGGGAAAGGAGGUCAGAAUGUGAAUAAAAUUGAAAGUGCUGUCCGGAUUACUCACAUCCCCACUGGUGUUACUGUUCGCUGCACAGAAGAGAGAUCCCAGCUUGCAAACAGAAUAAAGGCUCUAAGCAGGUUGAAAGCGAAGCUGUUGGUGAUAGCUGAGGAGCAACGAGCAUCGGAAAUUAAGCAAAUACGAGGAGAUGCAGUGAAGGCAGAGUGGGGGCAACAAAUAAGGAACUAUGUGUUCCAUCCGUACAAACUCGUCAAGGAUGUAAGGACAGGAUAUGAGACAUCUGAUAUCACUUCUGUGAUGGACGGUGAUUUGGAGCCUUACAUCAAAGCCUACCUCAAACAUAAAUACAGUAUGAAAAUCAGUGCAUCAAGUACAGCCUAGGCUGUUGCUAGUUAAAUUAGUUCACUUUUAUUGGAUUGACACCCAAUUUUCAUUAAAAAAUGUAGUAUUUUCUUUCAUUAUUUAUAUUUUAUAAAGUUGAAACUUA
This is a messenger RNA of Rosa chinensis, 1560 nucleotides long. Its product is annotated as peptide chain release factor PrfB1, chloroplastic. The record is from RefSeq and is a predicted model, not a curated record. Gene Ontology annotation, cellular component: cytoplasm. The coding region runs from base 33 to 1454 and encodes 473 amino acids. Gene Ontology annotation, molecular function: translation release factor activity, codon specific. Gene Ontology annotation, biological process: translational termination. The transcript is spliced from 8 exons. Lineage: Eukaryota; Viridiplantae; Streptophyta; Magnoliopsida; Rosales; Rosaceae.